UGCAAGCUGGCCUGCCCCACACAUGGAUAAACUCUGCUGGGAAAUAGGCCUGACUUCCGGACCUGUGGGGUGUGGAAGCCAGCAUGGAGAUCUUUUUCUCAAGAGCUGUAUAUCUCCUGCAUUCGUAAUCCCCAGUGUUAUGGAGAGCACCACGUGGACUUUAAAUAUUUCAUGUUUGAUCUUCAUACCAGCAUUCCGAGGCUGACUUGUUAUUAACGUCCUCCUUUUACAAUGAUGAACCAUGAGGCUCCUGGGGACUGUGGUUUGCCCGAGGCUACCCAGAUUCCAUUGCACUCCUUCUUACCUUAAUCCAGCAGUCAAUUUUGCCAUUUUAUCUUUUCCUUUUCUGUCUGUCCUGAGAUAGAUGUCCUGUCUCUGAGACACCGCUCCUCAGCUGUCCCAUGAUCUCAAACAACAUGCUAAGAAGGGUCAGUAAUUAUGUACACGCACCCGAGGCGAUUACUUCUCCUUCCUGAAUUUGGGUUGUCACCACAUCUUAUCUAUUUACUUUUAAAUACUAGUUUCACUUUUUCUUGCCUGAAGUCACCACCAUGCCCUGAAGUAGUGGGAAAGGCAGAGCUCUCGAAUUAGCGGUCAAAUUUCAGCUGCGUUUGCAUGGAGUCAAAACAGCUGUCCAAUUUUGUGGGACCAAAUAUCAACCACAUCACUUUGGGUCAUGACUUGAGAAUAUAACUUUCAACUGUUGAUAGUGGGUUAAAAAGAUGCAACCUUAGUAAAAGCUAUACUUUUAAACAAUGUAUGAGCCAAACAGAUAGAAACAGAUAACAAAUGAUUGUUCCAGAAGAGCUGGGAUGUCACCAGAUGGGAUUGGGUCUCUGGCAUCAAUGCCAUACUGUCCCUUCCUAAGGUCCCCAACAGCACUGCCACAGGCACAGCGUGACAAACCACUGACACCUCAUUCUCAUCAUCAUAACCAACUGACCUAUCUCCAUUUGCCCUUCAUGGCCAGCAUGUAACUUCCCCCUGCCACUCAUCUCCUGGGUGCCCGUGAUGCUCGGGGAGGAAUGAUGCUAUUUCUAGGGGUCAGCUGGUGGUGGGCUGGGGAGGCCUCAGCAUCACUUACGUCUGCUUAGUGUUCCAUUUGCUUGGCCGUGGGCUUGCCAAUGAACGACUAAUAGCUUCCAAGCACGCUUCUCAGUUUCUGGAGGUGUUGGAGUGUGACAAGGCAAAUGAGUGUUCAAGGUUCAAGUAACACUGUCUUCCCUGUUACCUCUGCCACUGCAAGCCAGGAUUUUAAUCUAGUCACCUGACAGCAUUGCUGACAUUACGAAUCACUUGCUCUCAUUCCUAAUGGAUGCUUUAUCCCAUAUGCUCAUAACUACACAUCAUCCUUAAUGGCCGGAAGUCAACCAACUGUGAACUUGCCUGGCACUGCCGAAUUACCUCAUUCAGCUUAAUCUGAAACUUUGUUUUCCUUGAAGGGUUUCCACACACUUUAUGUCACAACAGCCUGGAGAGCGAGGUUGGGGUGGUGUUAGUGCCCUCACUUAACAUGUAGGGAAACGGAAACAGAGCUGGGUGAGGGAGUUGGUAAGCACAGGGCUUGAACUUGUUAUCCACUCCAUCUGAUUGAAAACGACCACCUUUUGGAGGCCUGCACAGACCCUGGCACAGAGGCCACCCUCGCUGGGUUGUUUGCUCUGCCAUCUCCAUGGCAAGCUUCUGCGAAGUCUUGCUACAGUAGCUGACUCUUCGCUGUUCUCAUUUCUGCUACAGUAGCUGACUCUUCGCUGUUCUCAUUUCUGCUCACCCGCUCUUUUCUGGGAGUACCAAAAGGCUCCUAGAAGUGCAGGAGUGGGUUGGGAGAUGGCUGUGAGCUGGGCAUGUAGAGAAGACAGUGGAACUCAACAGAAAAACAGAUAUGUUUUUGACCGUUACUGCCCCGUAGGAGGAAACUGGGUCUUACUUUCUGAAGAAAUUGAUGAUGCAAUGCGUAGCUUUGCUGAAAAAGUAUUUGCCUCAGAAGUCAAAGAUGAGGGAGGUCGGCACGAGAUCUCCCCCUUCGACGUGGAUGAGAUCUGCCCAAUUUCCCUUCGUGAGAUGCAGGCCCACAUAUUCCACAUGGAGAACCUGUCCAUGUCCAUGGAUGGCAGGAGGAAAAGGCGCUUCCAAGGACGGAAGACUGUUAAUUUGUCCAUUCCGCAAAGUGAAACGUCUUCUACCAAACUGUCCCACAUUGAAGAAUUUAUUUCUUCAUCCCCGACCUAUGAGAGUGUGCCUGACUUCCAGAGGGUGCAGAUCACUGGUGACUAUGCCUCUGGGGUAACUGUUGAAGACUUUGAGGUGGUUUGUAAAGGUCUCUAUCGGGCUUUGUGUAUACGAGAGAAAUACAUGCAGAAGUCAUUCCAGAGGUUCCCCAAGACCCCCUCCAAGUACCUGAGGAACAUCGACGGCGAAGCUUUGGUAGCAAUCGAAAGCUUCUAUCCAGUAUUUACCCCUCCUCCGAAGAAGGGAGAAGACCCCUUUCGCAGAGAAGACCUUCCCGCAAACCUGGGCUAUCACCUCAAGAUGAAGGGUGGUGUGAUUUACAUCUACCCUGAUGAAGCAGCAGCCAGCAGAGAUGAGCCCAAGCCCUACCCUUACCCAAAUCUGGAUGACUUCCUGGAUGACAUGAAUUUUUUGCUUGCUCUAAUUGCACAAGGGCCUGUGAAGACUUACACUCACCGCCGUCUGAAGUUCCUCUCCUCCAAGUUCCAGGUCCAUCAGAUGCUGAAUGAGAUGGACGAGCUAAAGGAGCUGAAGAACAACCCCCACCGGGACUUUUAUAACUGCAGGAAGGUGGAUACUCACAUCCACGCAGCUGCCUGCAUGAACCAGAAGCACCUGCUGCGCUUUAUUAAGAAAUCUUACCAUAUUGAUGCUGACAGAGUGGUCUACAGCACCAAAGAGAAGAACCUGACCCUGAAGGAACUUUUUGCUCAAUUAAAUAUGCAUCCAUAUGACCUGACUGUUGACUCUCUGGAUGUUCAUGCUGGACGGCAGACGUUCCAACGCUUCGAUAAGUUCAAUGACAAAUACAAUCCGGUGGGUGCGAGUGAGCUUCGGGACCUCUACCUAAAAACAGACAACUACAUUAACGGAGAGUAUUUUGCCACUAUCAUCAAGGAGGUGGGUGCAGACCUGGUGGACGCCAAGUAUCAGCAUGCGGAGCCCCGCUUGUCCAUCUACGGUCGCAGUCCAGAUGAGUGGAGCAAACUCUCCUCUUGGUUUGUCGGCAACCGUAUUUAUUGCCCCAACAUGACAUGGAUGAUCCAAGUCCCCAGGAUCUAUGAUGUGUUCCGAUCCAAGAAUUUCCUGCCACACUUUGGAAAGAUGCUGGAGAAUAUUUUCCUUCCAGUGUUUGAGGCCACCAUCAACCCCCAGACUCAUCCAGACCUCAGUGUCUUCCUCAAGCAUAUCACUGGCUUUGACAGUGUGGAUGAUGAGUCCAAACACAGUGGUCACAUGUUUUCCUCCAAGAGUCCCAAACCUGAGGAGUGGACAAUGGAAAACAACCCGUCUUACACAUAUUAUGCCUACUACAUGUAUGCAAACAUCAUGGUGCUCAACUGCCUGAGAAAGGAACGAGGCAUGAAUACAUUUUUGUUUCGCCCCCAUUGUGGUGAGGCUGGGGCUCUCACUCACCUCAUGACAGCCUUUAUGAUAGCGGACAAUAUUUCGCACGGCCUGAACUUAAAGAAGAGUCCUGUGUUACAGUACCUAUUUUUCUUAGCCCAGAUCCCCAUUGCAAUGUCGCCAUUGAGUAACAACAGCCUGUUCCUCGAAUAUGCAAAAAACCCUUUCUUAGAUUUCCUCCAGAAAGGCCUCAUGAUCUCGCUGUCGACCGAUGACCCGAUGCAGUUCCAUUUCACCAAGGAGCCCCUGAUGGAAGAGUACGCCAUCGCAGCCCAGGUCUUCAAGCUGAGCACUUGUGACAUGUGUGAGGUGGCAAGGAACAGUGUCCUGCAGUGUGGAAUUUCUCAUGAGGAAAAAGCAAAGUUUCUGGGCAACAAUUACCUUGAGGAAGGUCCUGUUGGAAAUGACAUCCGAAGGACAAAUGUGGCUCAGAUUCGCAUGGCCUAUCGUUAUGAAACUUGGUGUUAUGAACUCAAUUUGAUUGCUGAGGGCCUUAAAUCAACAGAAUGAAUAAAGUAUGUGAACCGAAUAA
Rattus norvegicus (Norway rat) is the source of this 4168-nucleotide messenger RNA. NCBI's taxonomy places the organism in Eukaryota, Metazoa, Chordata, Mammalia, Rodentia, Muridae. The record is from RefSeq and is a predicted model, not a curated record.